Messenger RNA from Penicillium concentricum, 705 nucleotides. RefSeq lists its product as uncharacterized. The record is from RefSeq and is a predicted model, not a curated record. The annotation marks the transcript as partial. The transcript has 3 exons. Lineage: Eukaryota; Fungi; Ascomycota; Eurotiomycetes; Eurotiales; Aspergillaceae.
CUUUUCACCCAAAAUUAUUUCACCUGCUCACUGAGCAAAGGGGUGAGCAAAGGUGAGCAGAUAGAGUCGCUCCCCACCCCCGUCGCCCUCCUAAAGCUCUCCUCUGUCAACGUCCAGAAUUCUCUUCGCAAUAUGGCGCCAAGACUCCCUCUCUCCAAGCUCGAAAUGGUCCAGAACAUGAUAUCAAGCAAAUCGCUGACUACAUCGCAAAUGGCUAAAGCUGCUGAAUGUAGUAAGCGUUCUAUAAUCAACAUCAGCAAUAACCUCCGCCGAUUCGGAAAUGUCAGAGCACCCCCAGCUCGAGUCGGUCGACGACGAAGCAUCACACCUCCGAUGAUAGAAGCACUAUGUGAUCGCCUCCUCGAAAAACCCGGGCUAUACGUCACAAAUUCGAGCCUCAAGCGGGCUCUCGCAUCGGUAAAUUGGUCGAAGAAGGUGGCUCGACAGAGAGCAAAGGAACAGAAUGCGGAUUUACGAGAUUCCUAUUUGCACUAUCUGUCGGACUUUAAGUCGUAUCACUUAGUCUAUGUGGAUGAGUCUGGAUGUGAUAAACGGAUCGGGUUUAGACGGACAGGUUGGUCUCCGUUAGGCACAGCGCCAUUGCAGGUAGCCAAAUUUCACCGCGACCAACGGUACCAGAUCUUGCCUGCACAUUCUGGCGUUGAUAUCCAGGCUCAGAAUUCAAUGACUAGACCAGCGAUAUAG